AUGGAAAGAUACAAUCAGAUGGUGAAUGACAUCACCAAUUUCACUCAAGCUGAGGGUGAAACUAUAUGUGCAGCAUGGAACCGAUUUAAAGAUAUAAUGAGGAGAUGUCGUCAUUAUCCCGUGACCAAUGGUGAUCAGGUCCGAAUCUUCUUUAACGGUUGCAAACCUGAAAUCCGGAUGGUGCUGAAUGGUGCAGCAGGUGGAAGUAUUAAAUCAAUGAGAACAAAUGAGACUCUUGAGUUGAUUGAAAGAAUGGCUGCCAACGAAAAUGAAGGGUUGACAGCCAAGCCUAAGAGAGGUAUUAUUCACUUAGACAACAAUGAUGCGGUAUUGGCUGAAAAUAAAUUGUUAUCACAACAAAAGGCGAAUUUGACAUCGAGGCUUGAUAAGAUGCAGCUCUCUAGUGUCCAAGCUCAAGCUGCUUCAGUUGUUUGCGAGUACUGCAAGGACAAUCAUGAAUCUAAUGAAUGUCCUUCCUUGUUAUCUGCCGAUCCUUCCCAACAAGUGCAUGUAAAUGGCGUGUGGUAUGAUCAGAGACCCCCACCACAAAAUGUUCCAAGGAAUCAGAAUUUUCCUUCUGGAAACAAUAACUUCCAAAGGAGGGUGCAGGGUACUGAUCUUGAUUUCAAGUCCAAUAAUUAUUUACAACCACCACCAGUUCAGCCUAUGGAACCUUCUGAUUUAGAGAAGCUAGUGGGACAGAUGGCCCAACAUUCUAAUGCUUUUAUGGAAGAGACUCGGGCAAACACCAGGAAUACACAGGCUUCUAUCAGAAAUUUGGAGAAUCAAAUUGGCCAGAUAGCUAAACAAAUGGCUAAAAGAGCUCCAGCUCCAACAAAGCCAAACACAAAUGUGGAAGCUAAUGAAAAGGUUAAGGAGCCAGAAAAAGAGGUGGUGAUUCCUUCUGAUGUUGAGAAACCUGUUCAGAAAGGUAAAGAAGAGGAGCUACCAAUUAUUGCUGAAAAGAAAAAAUUUGAGCUGAAUCCGGAAUAUGUGAGAGCUAUGGCACCUUAUCCAGAACGAUUCAAGAAAGAUGCUCAAAAGCAGCAAUAUGCAAGAUUUCUUGAUAUCUUCAAGAAGUUGCAUGUAAACAUACCUUUUAUUAAAGCUUUGGCUAACAUGCCCAAUUAUGCCAAGUUUAUGAAGGACUUGUUAUCAAGAAAACAUAAGCUACAAGAAUGCCAGACGGUGACACUCACUGAGGAGUGGAGAUUCAACAUUCCAAUUGCUAUUGGUGAUACUGAUGUCGGCAAAGCCUUGUGUGAUCUUGGGGCAAGCAUAAAUCUGAUGCCCUUGUCCGUGUAUAAAUCGUUGGGGAUAUCUGAGCUUAAACCUACUAAGGUUUCCUUGCAACUCGCUGACAAAUCUUUUAGGAAACCUAGUGGUAUAAUUGAAGAUGUUCUUGUGAAAGUGGACAAGUUCAUCUUUCCGGCAGAUUUUAUGGUGUUGGACAUGAAAGGGGGAACUGAGAUGCCUCUUUCACUGGAGUUGAAGGAGCUUCCUGAAACUCUGCAAUAUACCUUCUUGGGUAAUAAGGAGGCGGUGAUUGAAGUAUUGAAGGAACAUGAGACUGCCAUAGGGUGGUCUAUUUCUGAUUUGAAAGAUAAAGAUCCCUCUUCCUGUACCCACAAAAUUCUUAAUAAGGAUGAUGACAAAAAUAUGAGGAAACCUCAAGGGAGGUAUCAUUCUACAAUGAAGAAGGUAAUGAGAAAAGAAGUGGUGAAACUCUUUGAUACUGGUUGGAGGAUGUGUGCGGAUCACCGGAAGUUGAAGGCCACAAAAAGGAGAAUCUUUGACAAGAGACACCGAGACUCUAUCUCUCAGAAAAACCAAUACUUCAAAGAGUUCCUCACAUGGCUUCAUGGUUUGAACGAAAUCUGGGAAUAA
Gastrolobium bilobum is the source of this 1887-nucleotide messenger RNA. RefSeq lists its product as uncharacterized. NCBI's taxonomy places the organism in Eukaryota, Viridiplantae, Streptophyta, Magnoliopsida, Fabales, Fabaceae. The transcript has 4 exons. The coding region runs from base 1 to 1887 and encodes 628 amino acids. The record is from RefSeq and is a predicted model, not a curated record.